Nomascus leucogenys (northern white-cheeked gibbon) is the source of this 5057-nucleotide messenger RNA. It is a transcript of the gene GAS1, whose product is annotated as growth arrest specific 1. Bases 2635 to 3675 code for a protein of 346 amino acids. The record is from RefSeq and is a predicted model, not a curated record. Gene Ontology annotation, biological process: negative regulation of mitotic cell cycle. Gene Ontology annotation, cellular component: plasma membrane. The transcript has a single exon. NCBI's taxonomy places the organism in Eukaryota, Metazoa, Chordata, Mammalia, Primates, Hylobatidae.
AAAACUAGGGAUCUGAGUUUUCGGAUAUGUGCUAAGGUUUGGGUCCCACUAUUCUACAGGAACGCAACAAAAAUUCAAGUAAAGAUGAAACUGAGUGCUGACUUUGUUCCUUACGGGCCUAAAAUAACAAAGCUUUAAAGACAAGAGGGGCUUUUUCAACUGUCUAAUUGGCUUCGACCCUUAUCUGUGAGGGAUCCCAGACACACAGAAGGUGUCCGAGUUGUCCAAGUCCUCCAGGCCGGACUGAGAGGACAACUCCAAAUAAUAGGAAAAAAAAGAGAGAGCGAGCCAGGGAUAUGGUUGUUUUGAUGUGCCAUGAAGUUGCAGCCUUUCUGGAUUUUUUUAGUAUCGAUUUAUAUUGCUGUUUGUCUACUAAUACUCAAAUCAGAGCAAGACGGUCCACCUUACCUCAAUCUGGUUCUUUUAAGGUUUGAUUUUGGUUUUGGGGACUGCAGAGGUGCAGCUUCCCACGGCAGACCAAGCGCCUCUGAGGAACGUAGCAGCCUCAGCAGGCACAGGAAGAUUUCCCGCAGCCGGAGGAAUCUCCUAGUGCUGGGCCUCCGUGACUUUUGCCAUUUCAAAUUCACUUGGCCUCUAGGGAGAGGCGGACAGCCCGACGCUGAGCGCGUUGGAGCCCCGGCUCCCUCUGUUUCUGGAGAGGAGAUUUAGCCUUAAUUUUUGUGACAGAUGGAGUUGAUAGUCUCUCCACGGAAAGGGGAGGAAAAAAGCGCCAGUUUUUGACAGGCCGCAGACGCCCGCUGCCUCUGGUGGCCGAAGGCUGCGUUGCGCCCCAGUUAAGGUAGCUCGGAAACUCCCGCGCCGAGAAGGCAGAGUUUCCUCUGCAGAGCAGCCUCGCUUAAAUGUAGUGAGGGGCUGAAACUUACACUUUAAUAUAAACCCUUGGUGCGUGCCCAUUUAUCUCCUUCUUCUGUCUUGUGACUGCGGCCAGGUGGUACUUGCUCGACAUUCUUGAAUAUUUUUAAUGCUAUUCAAAUUUUUUCAUUACUGCACGUGUUGCAAGCUUAUCUUCCUAAGAAAUUAUUUCGGUCGAUUGGAUUUCGGUCUUGCAAUUUGAAAACGAUGCCUGGCGCACAGGCGGUACCUGCCAGAUGGCCUAGCUGGGGCUGGGGGGUGGCGGGCGGGUAGUGAGCAUCUCAUCAACAUCUCCCUAAUAAAGUGUGUGCUUCUUUCUUGUAUGCUUCUUUAAAAAAGUUUCAGUCUCACAUUUUAUCUCCGGAUUCUCCCCUUCCCCUCUGUGGUGAUCGAGACCCAAAGACAGGGAGCCUGGAAGAUAAACUGAGUUCUGAAUCCAGUCGAAAGCACAGAUGGGGGCCAGCGAGAAUUAAUAAAACUACAAAAAAAAAAAAAAAAAAGAAAGAGAAAUAGAAAAAAGAACGAAACAAAAAAGGCCCGUGGCUGAGCCGGAUGCAAACAUCUGCCCCUAAGCCCUGCCCGCUGAUUCUGUGCGCGAGCUGGGGGGCUGCAUAUCCGAGCCUCCUUAAGAGUAGGAGGAGCUCCGGGCCUCCGUCAGGCUCCCUAAGCCGUUCCUUUCAAGCCCUGAAUGCCUGAAUGUGAGCUGCCCACCACCCUACCGCCCUCCCCCACUCCGCAACCCCACUCCAGCGGCUUGUAAAAAAAAAAAAAAAACUUUCAACAACAACAGGCAGGACCAAUAGCAUCUCGGAAAGCCGGGAAAGGGGGCCGAGCAAAGGGCGAAAGAGAGUGGAGAAAGGAGAAAGCGGGCAGGCUCGGAGCGCGCGGGGCCGGGGCUCGGCGAGCCGGAGGAGCGUUGCUAAUGUUUUUGUUUGUUUGCUUUUCCAUGCAUGCAUAAUGAGGGGGCACCGCGGCACCACGCGGGGGCUCCCGGCCCACUUUUGUAUUUAAAGCCUCGCUGCUAACGAGUCUGCAGCCGGGCUCAGCGGAUCCGCUCCCCGGGCUCUUGGUCACCCGAAAAGCCGCCGCCGAGUGAAGCCAGGGAGCCGCUCUCCGGCAGCGCCGACUUUCUUGUUCUCCCCGCGCCUCCCGGAAAGAGCUCCCCGGGGCUCGGCGGAGGCCGGGGUUGCCGCGGGCGGAGGGGGAGGGGACGCGGGGCGGCCGGGCCGCGGGAAGGCGGGCAGCGCGCGGACGCCGGGCCAGGAAACGGCGCGAUGCGAGAGACCGCGGCGGCGGUGGCGGCGGCUCGGCACUGAGCCCAGGAGGAAGGAGCCACCGCGGCCGCAGCGCGAGCAGCCGGCGCGGGGACAGCCGGCCGCACAACGGAUCUGCAGGCGCGGAGCAAAAUGCACCCGCCGCGCCGCGCGGUCCUGCAGCCCCGCCACGGCCCCGCGGCCCGCACCCCCCCGGGGCGACAGUAAGCCUCUCCCGCCACCACCGGGGGCCGAGCGGAGGGCUCUCGGGUGGGAGAGCGGGACCAGAUCUCGGCAGCUGUUCAUUUUCAGGAAGCCACCGCAGCCGGAGCGAAAGGGGACCUUCUGCCACCAGCGGGGCAUCAGCCAGCGGCGCGCAUGGAUUUAUGAAGACACUCAUGCAAGAAGUGGGCAGGACUUGGACAAACUUUUCCACCGGCUCCGCGUCCGCCGCUCCCCGCGCUUCGUCUCCUUUCCCCUCCUCUCCCGGCGGCCGCCGCUGCCCGCGAUGGUGGCCGCGCUGCUGGGCGGCGGCGGCGAGGCCCGCUGGGGGACCGUGCCGGGAGCCUGGCUGUGCCUGAUGGCGCUGCUGCAGCUGCUGGGCUCGGCGCCCCGGGGCUCGGGGCUGGCGCACGGCCGCCGCCUCAUCUGCUGGCAGGCGCUGCUGCAGUGCCAGGGGGAGCCGGAGUGCAGCUACGCCUACAACCAGUACGCCGAGGCGUGCGCGCCGGUGCUGGCGCAGCACGGAGGGGGUGACGCGCCCGGGGCCGCUGCCGCCGCUUUCCCGGCCUCGGCCGCCUCCUUCUCGUCGCGCUGGCGCUGCCCGAGCCACUGCAUCUCGGCCCUCAUUCAGCUCAACCACACGCGCCGCGGGCCCGCCCUGGAGAACUGUGACUGCGCGCAGGACGAGAACUGCAAGUCCACCAAGCGCGCCAUUGAGCCGUGCCUGCCCCGGACGAGCGGCGGCGGCGCGGGCGGCCCCGGCGCGGGCGGGGUCAUGGGCUGCACCGAGGCCCGGCGGCGCUGCGACCGCGACAGCCGCUGCAACCUGGCGCUGAGCCGCUACCUGACCUACUGCGGCAAGGUCUUCAACGGGCUGCGCUGCACGGACGAAUGCCGCACCGUCAUUGAGGACAUGCUGGCUAUGCCCAAGGCGGCGCUGCUCAACGACUGCGUGUGCGACGGCCUCGAGCGGCCCAUCUGCGAGUCGGUCAAGGAGAACAUGGCCCGCCUGUGCUUCGGCGCCGAGCUGGGCAACGGCCCCGGCAGCAGCGGCUCGGACGGGGGCCUGGACGACUACUACGAUGAGGACUACGAUGACGAGCAGCGCCCCGGGGGCGCGGGUGGUGAGCAGCCGCUGGACGACGACGACGGCGUCCCGCACCCACCGCGCCCGGGCAGCGGCGCUGCAGCAGCUGGCGGCCGCGGGGACCUCCCCUAUGGGCCGGGGCGCAGGAGCAGCGGCGGCGGCGGCCGCUCGGCGCCCCGGGGCGCCUGGACCCCACUCGCCUCCAUCUUGCUGCUGCUGCUGCUUGGGCCGCUCUUUUAGCCCUCGCGCCCCUCGCCGUUGGCUGCGGGAGAGCCCGCGUCCCACUCCCGUGCUCGCCUCGCCCCCGCGCCGGGCACCUGUGGCUUGGGACAGAUAGAGGGAAUGGUUGGGGAUACUUCCCAAAACUUUUUCCAAGUCAACUUGGUGUAGCCGGUUCCCCGGCCACGACUCUGGGCACUUCCCCUGAAGCUCCUCUCCGGAGCUUGACUUCUUGGACCUCCUCCCCCGCCCCAAUUCCAAGCUCCAGAAACUCCCAACUCGUCUGCCGUCCAGAAACCUAGCUGCAGUGUUCAGGACGUCCGGGAGGAAGCGAGCAUGUGGGGGACAGAACAGUAGUCCUGGACUCGAAAGGGAAGGUGCUGACCAGUGGGGCCUUAGCAAUUUGAAGGGAUGGGAAGGAGAAAUUAUAUUUGCAAAGGGGCUGUCUAUUAGCAUAUUUCCUUUGAGGGGGGAAAAAAAGUGCCAGUAUCGACUUUUAUAGAUUGUGGCCAGUGAGGAUAUUACAAUCCUAUGUAAACAGAAAAGUCCCACUUACCGAUUCAUUCUUUCACUGUUUGUAUCAACGCCCAGAAUUCUCAGUGACGUGGGGGUGAGGGUGGGUGGCGAUUGCCUUAGAGGGAACCCCUAAGUUGGUUUUGGAUACGUUUGAGCCCUUGACCUUGCUACCACUCUGAUCUCUUAGCACAUUUCUUAGGAUUAAGGGUCCAAAAAUGCUGAUCUAAGGGGUUGCCAUGGUGUUGAACAAUGCAACUUUUUAUUUAAAAAAGCUCUGCACUGCCAUGUAUGAAAGUCUCUUUAUGAUGUUUGUUUUUUUGUCAUUUUUGUUCUUUACAUCAAGAAAUUUUAUGUUUAAAUAUGCGGAGAAUGUAUAUUGCCUCUGCUCCUAUCAGGGUUGCUAAACCCUGGUACAUCGUAUAUAAAAUGUAUUAAAACUGGGGUUUGUUACCAGUUGCUGUACUUUGUAUAUAGAAUUUUUAUAAAUUGUAUGCUUCAGAAAUAAUUUAUUUUUAAAAAGAAAUUAAAAGUUUUAAACUCACAUCCAUAUUACACCUUUCCCCCCUGAAAUGUAUAGAAUCCAUUUGUCACCAGGAAUCAACACCCACAGUCCAUUGUGAAGUGUGCUGUAUUUAGAACAGUCUUAAAAUGUACAGUGUAUUUUAUAGAAUUGAAGUUAACAUUCUUAUUUUCAAAAGAAUUUAUGGACGUUGUAGAAAUGUACAAAUGCAUUUCCAAACUGCCUUAAACGCUGUAUUUUUAUAGACAUGUUUUUUAAAAAUCCUAAGUUUUAAAAUAACUAUGGAUUUGUGUAUUUUUUUGGUUAUUUGUUUUAUUAAAACAUGUACAUCAGUAAAGAGUUUUAAACAAUGAAUAUGGUGUAGUUA